This is a messenger RNA of Vicia villosa (hairy vetch), 4419 nucleotides long. RefSeq lists its product as uncharacterized. The record is from RefSeq and is a predicted model, not a curated record. The coding region runs from base 3829 to 4326 and encodes 165 amino acids. Lineage: Eukaryota; Viridiplantae; Streptophyta; Magnoliopsida; Fabales; Fabaceae. The transcript has 6 exons.
AAGAAUCAAAAUCAAAUUAAAAUUUGAUUUAGAAUUUUGAUUAUGUUAAUUAAUUUUUGAUUUGUACUCUUUUUACUAACCUAAUUUUUUUUUAAUAUAAAUAAGAACACUCAGAACCCUUAUGGAGAGAAUUCGGUCACGUAUCAAGGACCUCCCAAUUUAUAACCACUAAUCCUAAUUUCUUUUUCAGAUACUAUUUCCUAAUCUCUAAACUCACGAUAUAUUCAAAGUUCACCAUGCCUUAGUUUCUCACCGUCAUCUUCAUGUUCUAUCAAACGUAAAGACCAUCAACUCGAACAAAGAGUGGAUCUGAAGCAUAGCAGAUGAAGAUCUAAGCCAAUUCAAGAGGUAUUGUCGUUUCAAACACAUUCCUGGAACGUCCCUGAAGAUAAUCCAAUCGUCCUCAUGGCUUAAAGCACUCAUAACCGUCGCACACAAUCCACGGUUUGUCAAAAAAAAUUUAAUUCGAUUAUGCCAAAUUGCAAUUUAUAAAUGAUUUUUGAUUAUGUUUCUGAGUUUGUUUAAUUGUAUGGAAUGUUUAUGGAUUGGAAAUUUUGAGUUUCGUUGCAGAUUGGGGAAGUCACCAUAGUUAGGGCUUUUGAGCUUUGAAUUGGGGAUUUCAAUUACAAACGUAAUUAGGCCAAAUCGAUGCCCCUGACAUGUUUAGAAGAUGAUUUUGGAACGAACCAUAUGUUUAAUUGGAAUUUAUUCACGGUAUUUGGUGAGUUUGUAUUUUGCAGGGCUUUGGCAACAUAGCAAAACCGUGGCCUAAAAUGUUGUAUUUUCCAGAAAUCUCCAACGAAGAAGAAGAUGCAGGGCGCGUUAUUUGUUUUUUUUUAAAUUUGUCACGAGCGUUUAGUUUUUUAUUACUCGCGAAUAUUUAACAUCUGGUGAAUUGAGUCCUGGUGGUAGCGCGUACGUUUGGUGGCCUAAGGGUCCAGGGUUCGAUCCCUGGCCCUUGCAUAUUUUUUUCCUUUAAUUUCCUCUGCAGGAUCACGUGUAUCUCAACAACAGGGCUUCACCAUGCACUUUCAUCAUCAGCCAUCAGAUUGCCAGCCUUUCAGAUCCAACGCCCUUAGAGCUGAGGGUCUAUCAUGGACCUAUAAACCUUGCCACACCAGAUUCCAGCUAAGUGUUUUUUUUUAUUUAGUUUUAUGCUUUGUUUAAUUAUUUAUAUUUGAUUAUAUAUUUCAAUUCUUUUUAUUAAAAAAUUCCUUUUAUUAAAAGAAAAUCAUUCUAAAAUUUUCCCUUUUUACAAAAAAUAAUAAAAAGAUUUAUUUAACUUAUUUGUUAAAUAACUUUUAUUCUUUGGUUUAAAUGAUCAAAUGUUUAACUUAAUUUAAUUAGUUUAAUUGUUUAAAUUAUCAAUUGAUUAAAAUAUAAUUAGGGUUAGGUAAUUUAAUCGAAAUUCGAUUUUCACCGAUUUACUUAAUUGGGUUGAAAACCAACAAUUAAUUUGUUUUUAUUCUAUUAACUAGCGUUAACUUAUACCCAAAAUCAGGGUUUACGAAGAUCAUGCCCUACACUGAAUACAUUUUAUUUUCUAUGCCUUUUCAGGGUUAUUUUCAAAUACACUCCGAUUACGCGCCACGGUUACCCCCGAGGCUUUCCGCCAACCAUAUCAGAUCAAAUUCGAAGCUAAGUGUCUUUUAUUAUUAUUUUAUUUAGUAAUUUCAUUAUUUUUAUUUUUAUGGUUAAUAAAGUUCUCCUUCGAACCGAUAAUGCACUCACUCUCUGUUUUCUGUCUCUUCUUUUUUUUUUCUUUUCAGGGUUUGUCAAAUGCCAAAGCUACGUUGUUGGUAACCCUAAACCCUAACCUUUUAUUUUUCUGUUUAGUUAUUACUUGUGUCAAACCCUAUUAAGGGAUCCGCUGGUUACAAUUUCCCUCCCCCAUAUUACUGUUUCUUGCCUUAUAUUAUCUGCGUGGUUAGUAAAAUAGGGAGUGACAACCAUGAAUUGAAUUUAGAAUCGCUAAUUUACAAGAUAAUAUAAUUGAAUAUAAUCACGUGAUUGGUGCACACACGCACGCUUUUGGGUAACCUCUCUCUGUUGCCUUGUUGCCUGUUGCCUUGUUGCCUGUUGCCUUGUGUUUUUUGCAGAAUAAGCCAAGUCCCUCGAAUACGAGGAUACCUCAGAUACCUCAGCCAUGUUGCCUCGAUAAAAAGGUCACGACCCUAAAUGAUGCUGCCUUCGAUACACAAAUGACCUCGACCCUCGGAAGUUGCCUACGGAAAAAGGCUGAGGUAUCUUCUGGUUGCCUAACGAAAAAUGGCUUAUUCUGAUCCUUGCCUUGGAUUACCUGCCUUUCUAUGGCAUGGGACAGUCUUAUGGCAAAGGAUGCUUCGACGACCCUUCAACCUCCAAACGAAAGGCUUCCUGCCCUCUUAUGGCAAGGAUUGACCCUUUCAUUCUGAAAGGCUAAAAAGAGACCUAUCAUCUGAGUUUAAGGUAAUUGCCCCUAAUUGCCUUGCAAUGCUCAUCUUUAAUAUUCUUUCUCACAAUUCUUCGAAAAAUGGCUACGCUCAUUUACGAGCUAAAGUCCACUUUUUCCUCUUUCAUCUACAUUUUCUGAAAACGAGCAAGCAAAGCAAUUAAGAGCCCAUGGAAAACCAUGGAUGCAAAGGGUGCCUUACACCUUCCCUUUGCAUAAAUUACCUCCCGAACUCAGAUUUCUUUAAAAGGUUUUUUUCUGUUUCUUUUAGCCUUUCCGAUUUAGUUUGGAUAAAAUAAAAGUCGGUGGCGACUCAUGCUUAACCGCAACAUUUUCAAUUAUAAAAGUCAGUUCACCGUAUUACACCUAUGACAAAGGAUUCGAUAUAUCAUUACUUGGUAAACGUAACAUUGCAACUUUUCAUCUGACCGAAGAUUUGGUAUAUCAUUAGUUGGUAAAGGUAACAUUGCAUGCUUACUGUUCGGUUUUUAAUCUCUAUUUCUUUUGCAUUCUCUCUCACCGUUUAGCUGUCGUUCUUUGCGUAACAUCCACUCCAACAACAACACUCGAUUUCAGACAACAUCAUGUCUUCUUCAGAUAGAGCUGAUAAACUCAAUCUUCAACAUUUUGAUGAAAAGAAACUUCAACAGAUGUACCUAUGUCAUAAGUUGUAUUUGAAAAAACGAUUGCUCCAGAAAAAAAAGAUCAGGAAAUUUUAUAGCUACGAAGAAUUUUGUAAACAGUUGGUAGAAGUGUGUAAUCUUCGAGCAAAAUACGGACUUGAUCCACCAAAGGAACCUGCCAAGGAGCUCAUUCAAAGUGCUCCAGUCAAUACUGGUGUUGAUGCAAGAAAAAGUUACCAUGCAUCUGUUUACAGAGCCUCUCUCCAAAAUGAUGCAUCCAGGAGGAGUAAUAAACACAGUAAGGUGUCGGGAAUAGCGAAGGGAAAGGGUGAAGCUGGCGAGGGUGGUUCCAGACAACAUUGUGUGCAAGAGGUUACCAGUUCUACGAUCAACGACAGGCUCUCCGUGGAGGUGGAAGUGUGUAAUCUUCGAGCAAAAUACAGACUUGAUCCACUAAAGGAACCUGCCAAGGAGCUCAUUCAAAGUGCUCCAGUCAAUACUGGUGUCGAUUCAAGAAAAAGCUACCAUGCAUCUGUUUACAGGGCCUCUCUCUAAUCAUCUGCAUCCAGGAGGAGUAAUAAACAUAGUAAGGUGUCGGGAAAAGCGAAGGGAAAGGGUGUAGCUGGCGAGGGGGUUUCCAGACAACGUUGUGUGCAAGAGGUUACCAGGUCUACGAUCAACGACAGGCUCUCCGUGGAGAAAGGAAAGAAUAAACUUUGGCAGAACGAAGAUAGGUUAAUUCGUCCGACCCAAGGUGUGGUGAUCAAUGAGGGCAUGGAAGGCAAACGCAAGAGAGGAGGUCAUCGCGAAGUUGAUGCCGGAGGUAACGGGAAACUAAAGGGUAAGGCAAUAGGUUCUUCGGAAGCCCCCGAUGCUCAAAGCGUCGACUAUGAAUUCACAAGUAUAUCAUCCAACAGCAAUAGGGUGUACACUACGAUCAUUGUGAAUCAGGAUGAAGAGUAUUGGGUUAGAGAAGUGUUUGAUGCAAAGAAGAUGCGCAAGAAUGUGAUGCAAUUUCCAGCAAAUGUGAUUGAUAGUUGCCUUCUCCGCCAAAUUUCAAACAUUGUUUUACUUGACUGUGAUAAGGGUGAACCAUACUACUGUGAGAUAAAGAAGAGGGAAGAGAAGAAGGAGACAUAUCUGUGUGGGGCGUGGUUUGAUUACGUAAGGAAAGCUGAUUUGAAGGUCGGUGACAAACUCCAUUUUGUCAUCCGAUACCCACCGGUGGAGGAAAUAUUGGUAUAUGUUGAGCGUAGGGCUGCAACCCCAUAGGGGCACCGAGGAGGAUCAUAGUUGCAAUGGUUUUUUUGAAAGUUACUAUUUGUAAUAUUAUAAUUUUAUAUUGUAAACAAUUAUGGAAGUUUA